Messenger RNA from Leptidea sinapis, 1153 nucleotides. RefSeq names its product protein abrupt-like. Gene Ontology annotation, biological process: regulation of transcription by RNA polymerase II. Lineage: Eukaryota; Metazoa; Arthropoda; Insecta; Lepidoptera; Pieridae. Gene Ontology annotation, molecular function: protein binding. Gene Ontology annotation, cellular component: nucleus. The record is from RefSeq and is a predicted model, not a curated record. The transcript is spliced from 8 exons. The coding region runs from base 127 to 1140 and encodes 337 amino acids.
AUGACAGUAAACGUAUAUAACAAUACAUUGUUAUUCUCUCUAAUCUCUUCUUAAUCUUAUUUUAUUUUUGGUUCUUGCAUUACUAGAUAUUUUGAACAGAAUAAGAGCUUCUAGCGGUAAUAAAUCAUGGUGCUGUCCCAAUUUUCCUUAAAAUGGGAUUCUCACAAGCCUACUAUUUGCAGCGGAUUCUGCUCUUUGCAGCAGAAUGGAGAAUUUGUGGACAUGACAUUGGCAGCUGAUGGUCACUUUGUUAAAGUUCAUCAAGUAUUAAUAGCAUUAGCAAGCCCGUACUUGAAAUCACUUAUAAGUUCUGCACCCUGUCAACAUCCGGUAAUAUUUUUAAAUAAUGUAUCUCAUUCAACUCUCACACUACUGUUGGAGUACAUAUAUACAGGGGAAGUGUUGGUUCCUCCGAACAGCUUAUCUUUGUUUAUUGAAGCUGCAAAAUCACUUCAUAUAAAAGGACUUGAAAAUAUUCAGGCAGAUAGAGAAGUUUCUGGUCCUAAUUCCGGAAGCAUUUCCUCAUCUUUUAUAUCAUCAAAAAGAAGCACAUUAGAAGAGUCUAUAAAUUUACUGCCACCAGUUAAGAAGAUAUCGUUAAAGCAAGAAGACCAUAAGUCAUACCUACAACCGCAGAGCUACACAAACAAUGAAGCCGAAGCCGAAGCGGACGAUGACAAUGAUUUUCAGAAUGAUUCCGAUAUGACUGUGACAGAGGUUGAGACUCAAAUCGAUACAGCCAAAGCUUUGGAGAAACUUAAGACAACGACCAUGCAAUACACAGUUUCAAUACGUGGUUCCCUACAAGUGAUAUUAAAUCGGUACAUUUACAACAUGCACUCGUCGAAGAUGUCUGGCGUAAAACGAUGGAGGUGUGCGGACUAUCGUAAUAUGAAAUGUAUGGCAUUUCUCGUUACCAAAGGGAAUGUGGUGUUGAACAGAGGAAAUCCCCAUUGUCACUCAUUCCAUGAUAAGAAAAUCUUAGCAAAGAUAAAAAGCAAUUCUGUGUAUUCAGCACUUAAUGAAUUAGAAGCAUAUCAAGAAAGGGAGAGGAAGAAACAGGAAGAAUCAGACAAUUGUGACGCUGAAUACAUUGAAACUGACCUUGGAGACAAAUCUAAUGAUGAGCUGGGUGAAUAGAUUAUGAAAUUAA